AUGACAUGUUCAACGGGUAGUUGUCCUACAGACUAUACUAUGUUAGUGUUUAAUAUGACAGAUAUUCGUAAAAAGGCUCUUAAUACCUGGAGAAGUUCUGACGAUGAAUUGUCUGGCAUCAGAUGUUUCCGCCAAGGUAUAUCAGUAAUGGGAAUCUUAAUCUGGAGUGAAAUUUGUCCUACCACAUUUGAAAAAAAAACACAUGUCAUUGUUUCAUUUAAACUUUUAAAAGGAAAAUGUAUGAAACUAAGUAUAUCAGUAAUGGGAAUCUUAAUCUGGAGUGAAAUUUGGCCUACCACAUUUGAAAAAAAAACACAUGUCAUUGUUUCAUUUAAACUUUUAAAAGGAAAAUGUAUGAAACUAAGAAAUCCUGAAUAUUUAUUUUUUAAAAAACAGAAAUCAAUACUGCUUUUUUAA
This is a messenger RNA of Lottia gigantea (owl limpet), 417 nucleotides long. RefSeq lists its product as hypothetical. Lineage: Eukaryota; Metazoa; Mollusca; Gastropoda; Lottiidae. Bases 1 to 417 code for a protein of 138 amino acids. The transcript has 5 exons. The record is from RefSeq and is a predicted model, not a curated record.